CAUCAAAUAAGGUGCUCGAACAUUUUGAAAAUCGAGACAACGGGACGUAAAUAUCUUUAAUUUGAGACGGUUUACUUGUUAAAAAUUGUAUUAUAAAUGUAGUUGAUAAUAUAUUAUGUAUAUAAUGGUCGUUAAGUAUGGAAAACUUUUCAAUAUUUUUGAAAAACUUCGAUGAACUUGACGAUUGUAAACAUCCUGUGCAAAAAUUUUAAAAUCCUCAGUUCUAAAAAAUUGUGCUGAAGAAAUGUCUGACGAAGGCCAACAAUUUGAAAACGUUGUGAUGAUGAAAGCUGGGAUAUUUGCCCCUGCAGAUGAUGAAACAGUUGUCAAAGAACAACCCAUGCAGGAAGAGAAUAUUGAAGUGACUGAAGACAUUCUACAACAAGCUCUUCAAGAAGCAGCUGAGGGUUUUGAACAAGUUGAAUAUGAUGAAACUGAAGCUAUCAAUGGUGAUGAAAUUGUCGCUGUUCAACUCCCUGGGCAAGAGGGAAGAACUAUAGUGUUGCCUCACAAUGCAAAUGUAACAUAUAAAAUUGUAGACGCUGGAAAUGACAAUCAGAUUCAAUUACAAGAAGCUGAUACUCAAAAUGGUACAGUUGUGCAAACUGAACAGUACAUCGAACAUGUUGAACAGCAAGGUGACAAUGAAGUCAUUGUUCCAAAUGAACAAACAGACUUUGGAAAUUACACUAUUGUACAAGGAAAUGAGAAUGCAAAUGUUAUCACUGAGGCCGAAAAGCCCAAAGAUCUUUCAGGAGAUCUUGGGUCAAGUGAAAACCCAAUACGGAUUGUUCAACAAGGCACCCAGUAUCACUCAAUGCAACAACUAACACAGGAACAACUGACUCAGAUUAUGCAAGUGUUACAACAACAACAACUAUCUGCAGCCACUCAGAAAAGUGGAGGUCAAAGUGUACUUUACAAUUCUCAAACUAACACUCGGGUAGUCUACCGUGUUAUGUAUCCCUCUGAGCUUCAUAAAAACUCCCCUAUUGAAAAUGGGAGUGCAACCUCUGUCAUAAACAAAAUCUCAGUAAAACAAAAACAGAUACCCAGUGGUCAGCCUCAGGUGAAGAGAGGGCCUGGGAGACCUCCUAAGCGUAAGAGACUGAACUCAGAUGACACAUCCUCUGUUGAAGGAAUGCCAGAACCUGAGCUAUCCAGGGAGGAAAAAGAAGAGCGAAAAAAGCAAAGGCCACGGACUAGAAGUGGGAGAGUGUCCCGACCACCAAGGCAUAUGACAAAGGACUUCAAACAUGUUCAUGUACUAGAUUGGAAUGAUGACUAUAAAGAGGAUGAUUCUGAUGGGGGCUACACAGACUUCAAGGAAAGUGAUGAGGAAAAUGGGGAAAACAAGGAUGAGGAAUUUCAUCACCCAGGAUUUGGGUCAUCAAAAAAGAAACCCUGGAAAUGUGAGAAGUGUGAAAAAUGCUACAUUGGUCGUGGAGGGCUAGCCAGACAUUAUAGGAUGACUGGACAUGGCCACCUUGAGGAGGACCCUGCGGAAGUUGAGGCCAGGAAGAAAAGAGAAGAACAAAAGGCAAAUGCUUUACAAAACUUGAUUGCCAAUCACCAGGAACUUGGUGUCCAAGGGGCGGAGUCAGGACCUGUCAGUAACCAAGAGAUAGGUAACCAAGGUGUUGAGACAGUGGAAGAGAGCAAUGCAAUGAAACUCAAGGCUGCAUACUUGUCUAAAAAUACAUCAAAUAGGAGAAAGGCCCGUCUUAAUGAGUUAAUGCGGCAAUGUACAGAUGAAGAACUUAUGGAAUGUGUCCUCCCACGACUUAGCCAGGCUGUUUCCAUGUGGGAAUUUCUGCUCAUGAAGGUAGAGAGGGGAAGACCUCCAAAAUUAGACCUACGGCAAAUAUACACAGAAUAUGAAGCCUUACAUUCGAAAGUACGAACCGUGUGCCAAAAUUAUCUUCUACCAGCAGGGAAUACAGUUUCUCCAAUAUCAGAUUGCAAGAUUUUAGAUAUGAAAAACAAAGAAGUUGCAGAAUCACUUGGUAUGCAAGUUGGUCAGUACAAAGUGAAAGAUGACCACUUGACUGAGGAUGAACUUUUCCAAUAUAAAUAUCUCACAUGUAACCCAACCUUAAAGGACAUUAAAAUACCUCAAAAAUCCAACCCUGAGCUGGAAAAACGUCAAGUUCAAUAUGUCAGUCGAGAUCAAAUUAUUACAGAGAGGAAAGAAGCUCCAAAGCCCAUUAUAACUGUGAGUUCAGCUGUAAGAAAUGUUCCAGAAUUUAGCUUAAAAGGAGGGAACAUCCCAACAGGUACAAGUUUACUCAAUAAUAUACAAGUUCAGAACACUGGGAUCUCUGAGCUUAAUAAUGGUGGUGUUACAGAAAUAAACACUGGGAGUGUUGGUGUCACAAAUCUCAAUACACAGAAUGUCACAGAUUUCAACACAGGAGUUAGUGUCACAGACCUCAAUAAGGAUUUAAUCAAUAUACCAAACACUUUUCACAAUGGAUUCUCCACGGAUGAGAGUAUCGUUUCUGUGACAGUGGGCUCUGAUUCCCAAGAAGUCUCAAACCCAAAUUCUGAAUCAGUGCACAUGAUUAACGAAUCAGAAACAAACAAUAUCAGUAAUACCCAGAAUCCAACAGAAGUACAAGAGGAAUUUUUACCCCAGCAAACUAGGGUUAUACAAACUGAAGAUGGAAAAGUAUAUCUUGAAAACCCUGAUGGGUCAUUAAUAGAGUUACAACAUUCUGAAGGAGGUAGUAUUCCCUUAGAGACUGUUCAAGCAUUGUUAAAUAUGGAAAAUGUAGCUGAGACUCAAGUAGAGGCUUUUCCUCAAUAAAAACCUUUCUCAUAUAGUCUAAUUACAAGCCCUUGCCUGUAAGAAGGUUUUAUUCAAUGAGAGGUUAGGGAGGGGGUCACAGGGGCUUGUAUCUACCUCUCUGA
Owenia fusiformis is the source of this 2913-nucleotide messenger RNA. The record is from the annotation of a GenBank genome assembly. NCBI's taxonomy places the organism in Eukaryota, Metazoa, Annelida, Polychaeta, Sabellida, Oweniidae.